Molecule: messenger RNA, 759 nt
Organism: Malassezia restricta
Lineage: Eukaryota; Fungi; Basidiomycota; Malasseziomycetes; Malasseziales; Malasseziaceae
Product: protein HPT1
Exons: 1
Coding region: 1-759 (252 amino acids)
Biological process (GO): IMP salvage; XMP salvage; hypoxanthine metabolic process
Cellular component (GO): cytoplasm
Molecular function (GO): hypoxanthine phosphoribosyltransferase activity
Source: RefSeq, a predicted model, not a curated record
AUGAGCCACGAAACAGCCGAUCCGACAGCUGUUCUGCCUGAUGACCAUUGGCGGCCAACAUAUGAAGAUAUUCACAUUAUGAUUCGUCAAGAAUCGCUAAAAGUGCGGGAAGAAUUCGAGCCUGAUCUCAUGGUCGCCAUUGGUGGUGGUGGCUUUUUCCCAGCGCGUGUGCUGCGCACGUUCCUGCGGAAACAGGAUAAGCACAACCCUGGUAAACUUCGCAAUGUACCUAUUCAGGCUAUUGGUCUGAGCCUCUACGAGGAGACGGAGGGCAGCGCGGGCGAUAAGAUCGGAACGGAGGUUGUGCGCACGCAAUGGCUUGACGUCGCCAACUCUCAAAUGUCGAGUAACAGCCGUGACAACGCUGGAGGCCUACUUGGGAAAAACAUUCUCAUCGUGGACGAGGUGGAUGAAUCGCGCAUGACGCUCCAUUACGCUUAUCGUGAGCUGCUAAAAGAUGUCCACAAAGCGCUAGAAUCGUAUUCUGAGGAAGAGCGUGCCAGUAUGCGCCCCACCCGCUUCGCGAUUUUCGUCGUGCACAACAAGCUGGGUCCCAAGCGUGCGGAACUACCCAUCAUUGAAAGUGCUGCUGAGGAAAAGAUUGAGGGCGGUGUCAGCACGGGGGUGUACUACUAUGCGGCAGAGACCAUGCCUCCCGUUUGGAUCAAUUACCCGUGGGAGGAAACCGAUAUUUUUGAGCACAAUCGCCUCUCGCAACUGGCUAAGCAGCUGGGUGUAGGCCAGCCGCCCAGGACGUAG